CUUGUGUGGUGACACUCCGCACCACAUAUUACUGUGCCUAUGUAGGGCGGUAAUGGUGGUGGAAGUCCUGGUCUAGGGGAUUGAUCGAUUUCUAGUCCCUCGACUAAUAAACUCUCUCAACUUCUCUCUUCUUAACACCAUAUCCUCCUCCUCCCUCUCUCAUCCCGUCCCUCGACCCUCUCCAGCCCACCUUUUCUUCCUUUCUCUGUCCUGACUACGGUCCAUCGCCCAUUGAUCACCAUGGAGGCUCUCCUACGUCAGUCUAGCUCUAUGUGCCCGUUCCUCUCCAAGACCUCGCCCGCCACCCUCCGCUCUCUGUCCACGACCGCUUCGAACCAUGCUGUCUCUCCCGGUGCGGGUAGCAUGUCCAGCCUCCAGGUUCUCGGGCGCCGCUGCCCCAUAAUGGGCAAGGCUCUCGCCGUGCAGAGUGCCCGCUCUGGCAACAGCGCUCUCGCUGGUGCUUUCGGCGGCAUGCGCGCUUACCACACUCGUGUGAACCGGGCUAAGUUGCAUACUUCCACUUCGAAGGAGGCGCAGGCUGUUGAUAUCGAGAAAAUCCGGGCCAAACAAGUUCCGUUUCCUCAUGCUGCUAAGCAGGCUAUCAAUGCCAAACCUACGACUCCCGUCGGCGCUCCGCCAAUCCCAUCUGCUGCGAAGUUCGAUUAUGAGGGCUUUUACGAGUCCGAAUUGGACAAGAAGCACAAGGAUAAAUCGUACCGUUACUUCAAUAACAUCAAUCGCUUGGCUAAGGAAUUUCCCCGCGCUCACAUGGCUUCCAAGGACGAGAAGGUCACCGUCUGGUGCUCCAACGACUACCUCGGAAUGGGCCGUAACCCGCAAGUUUUGAAGUCGAUGCACGAGACUUUGGAUAACUAUGGUGCUGGUGCCGGAGGAACCCGCAAUAUUUCUGGACAUAACCAGCACGCUGUAGGCCUUGAAGGCACUAUUGCGAAACUCCAUGCAAAGGAAGCCGCUCUGGUUUUCUCUUCCUGCUAUGUCGCUAACGAUGCUACCCUCGCGACUUUGGGAAGCAAAUUGCCCAACUGCGUCAUUCUUUCCGAUAGCCUCAAUCAUGCCUCCAUGAUUCAGGGUAUCCGACACUCUGGUGCUAAGAAGAUGGUGUUCAAGCACAAUGACGUUGCUGACCUCGAGGCUAAGCUCGCCUCGAUCCCUCCCGAGUAUCCCAAGAUUAUUGCGUUUGAGAGUGUUUACAGCAUGUGUGGCUCGAUUGGUCCCAUUGAGGAAAUUUGUGACUUGGCUGAGAAGUACGGAGCCAUCACUUUCCUCGAUGAAGUCCAUGCUGUCGGCAUGUACGGACCGCACGGAGCAGGUGUUGCUGAGCAUCUUGACUACGACGCCCACAAGGCUGGAAAGCCCCAGGGUACUAUCAUGGACCGUAUUGACAUCAUCACUGGAACUCUUGGUAAAGCGUAUGGCUGCGUCGGUGGCUACAUUGCUGGCUCCGCCAAGAUGGUCGAUGCCAUUAGAUCCCUUGCGCCAGGCUUCAUCUUCACGACCUCUCUUCCUCCUGCCACCAUGGCUGGCGCAAAGACUGCCAUUGAGUACCAGGCUAACUACCAAGGCGAUCGCCGCCUUCAGCAAUUGCACACUCGUGCCGUGAAGGACUCUUUGAACGCGAAGAACAUUCCCGUCAUUCCCAAUCCUAGCCACAUCAUCCCAGUUUUGGUAGGCAACGCAGAGGUAGCCAAGCAGGCUAGUGAUCUCCUCCUUGAGAAUUGGGGCAUCUACGUUCAAGCUAUCAACUAUCCCACCGUCCCAGUUGGCCAAGAGCGACUUCGCGUGACUCCAACUCCUGGUCAUACUCGCGAGUAUCGCGAGCACCUCGUUGAGGCGUUUGACAGCGUCUGGAACCAGCUCGGCAUCAAGCGCACCAGUGAGUGGGCUGCCGAGGGCGGCUUCAUUGGUGUUGGAGAGCCUGGAAAGGAAGCAGAGGCUGCUCCCCUCUGGACCGACAAGCAGCUAGAGGUGGACGAGGUUCUCAAAGAAAUGAAGGCAGGCGGAGGCGCUGUUGGCGUUCUCGAGUCUAUCCUUGAGAAGGAGCACCAGGCUACAGCCAAAGCUGUGAGCGCCGCAGCUUAGCUGCCAACUUAACUACCUAAGGUAUAUCUGGUAAAUAUACUCUCUCGAUAGCUUGGAUGGUCUGUUCGCUCCUUCAUAUUGAGACCUCGGAAAACGGCCUAUAUAUAAACAACCAAUUAAACCAAUUCACGGCACUGUUGUCUGUCGUCGAUC
This is a messenger RNA of Aaosphaeria arxii CBS 175.79, 2253 nucleotides long. Its product is annotated as 5-aminolevulinate synthase-like protein. The coding region runs from base 241 to 2100 and encodes 619 amino acids. The record is from RefSeq and is a predicted model, not a curated record. Gene Ontology annotation, biological process: heme biosynthetic process. The transcript has 2 exons. Lineage: Eukaryota; Fungi; Ascomycota; Dothideomycetes; Pleosporales. Gene Ontology annotation, cellular component: mitochondrion. Gene Ontology annotation, molecular function: pyridoxal phosphate binding; 5-aminolevulinate synthase activity.